This is a messenger RNA of Octodon degus (degu), 6553 nucleotides long. It is a transcript of the gene Stx6, whose product is annotated as syntaxin 6. The transcript is spliced from 8 exons. Gene Ontology annotation, molecular function: SNAP receptor activity. Gene Ontology annotation, cellular component: membrane. The record is from RefSeq and is a predicted model, not a curated record. Lineage: Eukaryota; Metazoa; Chordata; Mammalia; Rodentia; Octodontidae. Gene Ontology annotation, biological process: Golgi vesicle transport; intracellular protein transport. The coding region runs from base 234 to 1001 and encodes 255 amino acids.
AAGCGCUGAGGGGAGGCUGCUGCUGGGGCCGGCUCCGGAGUCCGGGAUUCGGCCCGUGGUGCUGACCUAGCGCUGGACCAGCGAUCGUCCGGGCACCCUGGCCUGAGCGCCCGCCUGCUGCUCUGGGUCCUCCUGGCCGAGACGCAGGAGGCCAGAGAGUGAGCAGAGGAAGGCCAAGAGGGCGCGAGCGCCCUGUGCGCGGAGCUGCGGAGGCGGCCAGGGGCCCGGACGCCAUGUCCAUGGAGGACCCCUUCUUUGUGGUGAAGGGAGAGGUGCAGAAAGCAGUCAACACUGCCCAGGGGCUGUUUCAGAGAUGGACGGAGCUCCUCCAAGACCCUUCGGCAGCAACACGGGAAGAGAUCGACUGGACCACCAACGAGCUGAGAAACAAUCUCCGCAGCAUAGAGUGGGAUCUGGAGGACCUUGAUGAAACUAUCAGCAUAGUUGAAGCAAAUCCUAGAAAAUUCAACCUUGAUGCAACUGAAUUAAGUAUAAGAAAAGCCUUCAUUACAAGUACUCGGCAAGUUGUCAGGGACAUGAAGGAUCAGAUGUCGACUUCAUCUGUGCAGGCUUUAGCUGAAAGGAAAAACAGACAGGCACUGCUGGGUGACAGUGGCAGCCAGAACUGGAGCACUGGAGUGACAGAUCAGUAUGGACGCCUUGAUCGAGAGCUGCAGUUAGCCAAUUCCCACUUCAUCGAGGAGCAGCAGGCACAGCAGCAGUUGAUUGUGGAACAGCAGGAUGAGCAGUUGGAGCUGGUCUCUGGCAGCAUUGGGGUGCUGAAGAACAUGUCCCAGCGCAUCGGAGGGGAGCUGGAGGAACAGGCAGUCAUGUUGGAUGAUUUCUCUCAUGAGUUGGAGAGCACUCAGUCCCGGCUGGACAAUGUGAUGAAGAAACUUGCAAAAGUGUCUCACAUGACCAGUGAUCGGCGCCAGUGGUGUGCCAUAGCCAUCCUCUUUGCGGUCCUGUUGGUCGUGCUGAUCCUCUUCCUAGUGCUGUGAUGGUGCCACCACUCUGGUUCCUCCUGCCCAGGAGCCAAGGGAGGAGGAGAAACAAGCACACUCCGUCAGCUCACAUUCCUUUCCUGGAAACCUGCCGCUGUGUGGCCUUUUCUCUGUGUGACUCCACAUUUGAGACAGCUCCUCCAUCCAGCGCUGGACGGACCACAGGCAGAGAAAGGAGAUGACUGCAUCCCUGGCUGGACAAGAGCCCUCCGCCUGUCCUGAUCAAGGAUAGCUAGCUACCGCUUUGCCUUGCUGGACAUUGCUCCCAGAGGAGGGACUGUGUCACCAGGAAGAAUGGAGAGACCCGCUAGUGUCACCACUGCUCAUCCGUCGUCUCGGGCAGCUCUUUCUUUUGCUCAGAACUUUCCCUGCCCAGAUGGGAACCAGUACCCUGUGGAAAGAAACCUGUUGAGAAUGUGGCUGCUGGGUAUGCUGCGUUUCCCUUGCUGUAACAUUUCAUGGUCCCUGAGAGAGCUGGUUAUUGAUGAGGACAGAAGCAGUCUGCGACAGAAAAUACAGAGUUUCAUUUUUCAGGGAUAAGCACUAAGAUAAAAUUGCUUUUCCAGGUGCAAUUUUUAUUUUUAUUUUUUUUGAGGGGGUAGUAAUAACUAAUGGAAACUAGUGAAACACCCUGGGUCUUAGGGUGCUAACAGCUUGUGGCUUACUUGUGGCUUUAAUGGACAGUUAAAAAGGGCAGUGGGACCUGCAUUGAUCGGCACAGCUUAGGGAAGGGUUGAUGAUGUUGCCAGAGCUCAGGACUCCAUGUUGCCGCCCCAGAGCUUCCCCCAGAGGUGCAGCUUGCAGUUUUAGGGUAACCCUUAAGUCUGUUGAUGAACAUCUAGGUAGAAUGCUGGAAUGAAUUAGGACCCUGUGUCCUCUCUGUCACGUCUUUUUUCCUGUGGCACUCUACACCAGGGAUGGGUUGGGAGUAGGUAGUACGCUCAUUAUAUUUACAACGUGCUCAUGCUACAGAAAGGCUGGCGCAGCGUCCUGGACCUGACUUCUCUUAUGCUGUUAGUAAUGGCAGCGUGGCCGGAGAACUUGAUUCUUUUCUUCCCUAAGGUGACAACUUGACUUUAUUACCCAUUUAAAUAACUGAGCCAAUUCAAAUUUAAUGUUAGAUGCGUUUAUUGAGUUUAAGUAGCUGAGACUGCUGAGACACUAAAACCCGCAAGCCUCUGGUGACUUUUGCAGUGCCUCAAAUGCGCACGUGUACAUAGGGUAACUUUUAUAACCUCCAUGAUGCACAAUGUGAUAAAGUAGUGGUGGAUCCAGGGCCAGGACUCAGCAGUGGAGGCUGCAGUCUCCGCACCACGGCGUGCGCUUGGAGAGCGCAACAGUAACUGGAGAGCGCUCGAGCUUUGGCCUGUCUUGGAGCAUUCCUCAGCACACUUUUUUCUUUUUUAAACACUUUCUUGUUUUGUAUGUAUUUCUUGCGGUUUUGUUUUCUUGGGUUUCCCCCCUUUAUGAUCUGCAAUGGUGUGCUUGCCCAGCUAACUUUUAAAUUGCACUUUUUAAUAAAUAUCUGUAACAGUUUUUUAAAGAAGGAUAUUUUAUCUUGUUUAGGAUUAUUGUAGGUAAGGAAAUCUGCCUGUUGAUGAAAGCUAAAAGCAGAUUUAUAAAACAGAAAGGGUGGUUUACAUCCAUGUUUACACUCACUUCUAAUUUUUUAUAUAUUAAAUAAGUUAUUUCUUUUCAAAUUAGGAAAAAAGUAAAUAUGACAAAGGGCUUCAAAGGGAUACUGAGUUAUUUAUGUUUUAAGACUUACUCAAAUAGGUUUCUAUAAACUUUGACCACAGAUGGUCCCUUGCAUUAAAAUAUAGAAGUCUUUUGCUAAAAAUAAGUGUAGGUUUUUCCCCAGUACUGUAAUCCAUACUCCACGUUACAAGAAGCAGCUAGCAUUUCAAAGAAUUCUAAGAGUCUCCUAGUUAAAAGCCAUGCUAUUGUCUUGCUGUUACCAUAUUGCAUGCCAGUCAGGGCUCUUUAGAACGUGGCCUGUCCCUAAGGAAAAACACCCUCCCAUGAGUUCAAGGAUCAAGGGUUGGCACCCCUGCUUAACUUCGUUUGCUACAUUUUGAAUUAAUUGUGUUGACUGAUUUAAGAUGUUUACUAAACUACUGUAGACUUGACAAGCUGAAGCUGAGCAGGGAACCACUUAGAAAAAAAUCAACUGAAAUACAGGUGUUCUCCCCAUGGGCCAUGACACUCCUCCCUUUGGAUGACUUAGUCCUGGCCUGGGCCUGCCGUGCCUUUCCAGCCUGGCCCUGCAGAGUGGCUGUUCAUUUUGAAGGUCCUCUGUGCAGGCUCCUACCUGGCAGCCAGGAGCCAUCUUCCGUGAUUAGAGAACCUCAGUGGUCCCUUUACUCCUGUGUCCUGGGAUAGGGAGAGAAGGAGGUAACAGGCGCACCUCACCUGCGUAAGCGCUCCUGGGGGGAGCUGGGUCUUCUGCACCAACUCUCAGAUUCAUCAUUGGUGAGAACUGGCAGAACGUGAUGGGUAACAGAGAAAGAGCUCAGUUUAUGCUCACUGGAAGAACGUUUUACUUAACUGAUCUGGGUGUGGGUAAGAUGGGGAUGAACCAUUGAGAGAUUCUGCCAGGGUGUGAUUCCAACCGGAAAACCACAAUACCUUCAGUUUUGAGUCCUGAUUUCUUGUCUUUGUGUGGACUAUGAAAAAUCACAAUUCGAUGCCUGCUCUGGACUGUGGCAAGUGGAACUGAAGCGUGUGGUGCAGCAUGGGUGUGGGUGUAUAUGUUACAUGCAGCUCUUCCAUAAUUUUAGAAUUCGUGCCAGAGCUGAAGGGUGGAAACUUGGUAACUUGCCCAUUAUUCUCUGCUGUUAGCCAGCAUUAAACAGACUGAUGGGUCUGGUAGCCAACUACUUGGCAACUUCUACUCCUUCUCACCUCGUGCGAUUAAGGGCUGUGAAAAGAAAUCUAGUCUAACUCCAACAGAAAUCUGUCUCUGUUAAGUGUUUUACCUUCUGUGAGUAAAGGUGAUGGAGCCAAGAUUUUUCUUUUGGUAAUUUCCCUGGCUAUAAAGUAAGACCAGAGGGACAACUAUUCCCUGUUACCUUUUUGAAGAAUUCAUAACGUUUGAAGAUCAAGGAAUUGAAUGAUAAAUAAGAGCUGCAUUUCAACUCUGGAGGGUUCCUCUAGUACCACAGGAUGAGUUUGUAAACAAAACAAAGAUGGACUGCCUGGAAAGCGUGAUCCAAAGUACAGAAUGCACUGCCUCUCUUUUUCCCUCUCUUUCACUGGAUUUCUUUCCCUCCCGAGUUUAUAAGACAAUGCAUGUAUUUUUCUUUUGUCUAAAAAGAAUGUUCUUUGCCCAGCGAGAGUGAAGAGAAGAUGAAACCAAAAGGCCCCUAGAUUUGUCACCUGCUCUGUCACUGAGUACUCUUACCAAAGUCAGUUCUGGAAUUCAGGAGGACAAUGAGGGGAGGCCUUGUGGGCCAGCAGGAUGCAGCUGCGUGCUUCUCCUGGGGCCUUUGCUCCUGGGUAGGGGAAGUUUAGUCAACUGCUCUUAGCAGUUCCCAGCCUUCCGAGAUAUAUUUACACUUGAAAUGGUCUUACUGUGCGAGGGCCACACUGGUCUGCUGUGUGUAAGUGCCGAUGCGUUAUCACACAUUCCUUGGUGAUGCCUACUGGGAAACUGCUCUCUGCUGUGAAGUGCAGAAAAGCAGAAGAGCUUUGAGUGAAGUAAAACAACCCUUCAGCCCUGCACAGCAUUCCUGCGAGUGCUUGGUGACCCAGAAAGAAGGGGCGCGUGCAGAUUGGAUCUCGGUAGGUGUCAUCUUGAUGUAGACUUGGGGCUGUGGGUGCUUCAGAGUGGUCCUCCUGUUGGUGCAGUUGGUGCCCACCCCCAACACACAGGACUCACUGUGCUGCAUUCUGGACGUGGUCAUCUGGAUCCCACAUGCUUUGCGAGACAAGGCACUGAAAGCUGAGCUAGUGUCAGAACUUAGACGGAAUGAUUCUGACUUGUGCUUAACUCCGCAAAGCCUUGGUGAUUUUUUUUUUUUUUUUUUUAACUUUGUAGACAAACACAGAAGCUCUGAACAUCCCAGUGCAUCACACUCAGGUUGCAUGACCUAGGUAUAUCUGGGAGGUCUUUAUACAUCACAGCCUCUACCAAUUCAGUGGUGGGUGGCCAGAUAAGGAAAGAAGCAAAGAACUUGGUUUCCUUCUGCUUUAACUAAUAUGUUGGUGCUGUUUUCCUCCUGAUAUGACCGUUGUUCUGAAGCACCCUCCCGUGAUUGUGCUUUGGCUGCAAGGGCCCCAAGUGUCAGCCCUACUCCUUGCGUUGCACAUGAACAUUCACAGAACUAGUUUGCCAGCUAACCCUAGACGGAGAAGGUGUUUCACCAAUUUGUUUUUUAAGGUCUCGAGUUACCAAACCCCACUUGGUUAUUCAGCGGAUAUUAGAAAGACCACCCACCUUCCUUGUUUGUUGACCAAAGCUCUUGGGCCCCAUUCCAGUGGCUCUGCACCCUGCUCCAGCCCAGCUGUAGGUCAGACCUGAGAGAGCAUAGUGUUUAAGACUGUCCUUCCAGCUCAGCAGAAAGUGGAUGCAGCUGAGGUACUCCUCAUGCAGGCAGGUGUGACCCUCUGCUAGGGGCUUACCUCGAGGAACACGUGUCUUCAUCCCAGGAAAGCAGGUGUCUUUGCUGUCAUCUGUGGAUAAGGAGAGGACAGGCAGGGCCCUGCUAAUAAGCUCUUGGAACUGCUUUUUGAGCUCCCUGUGAUUGCUUCAAAACUGGCCCCAGCUGGACUCCACUCUCAAUAGACUUGAGUAGAUGCCCAGGGUGAGCUGUGGCCUGGAAGCCAUGUAGGAACGAGAAAAAGGAACCAAGCUGCACGUGGUGAUAGAGUCUGGUUUUCUAAGUGAAAUAUGUUUUCCCUGACUUAUUUAUAAUCAGAAAUUCAGAAAUACAGUGUAUAUAACACAUGGCAAAAUUCACCAGGAACAAAGCACUAAAUAUUUUUCUAAGGUUAAAUAAUUUCUAAAUAAUUGGAAGGCACACGCUGAAGAUGUCAGGAUUAGAACUUCAGAUACCUGGUGCCUUUUUCACAGACUGAGGAGCCAGAGCCCUGGGACCAGAAGUUGACCACCCUCAUGGGUAGAUUUUGUUCCCUUGAGAGGGUGGCUUUCCAAGGGUAGAGUGAGACCUGUGGUGGCCUCGUUACCUGGGGACUAGUUAGGAACAUACAUUCUCAGACCUCUGUCCAAUCAGCCUGAGGCCAGCACUCUAGGGAGUUCCGCGUACACUCCACUGUAGCGUCCAGGACUCUAGGCUACUGGGGAGAAAGGUCCUUGAAAAAUAAAAUGUCAUCCACAGCUUUUGAUUGUAAUCCUAAAAUUGGAUGAUACCACAAGCUUGAAAACUUUUAAAUACUUAUGUAAAACAAAAACCCAACUAGCUACCCUUAAAAAACGGUAUUUUUCACAUCCUGAAGUCUAUCAGUAAUGUUUCCUACUUCUCUCGAAAUCAUGUUACAAUUAUGGAAGAGUACUGUUCAGUAUUAAAGAUAAAUGGAGAGACCAUGAA